This is a messenger RNA of Gastrolobium bilobum, 1422 nucleotides long. RefSeq names its product protein LAZY 1. The coding region runs from base 1 to 1422 and encodes 473 amino acids. The record is from RefSeq and is a predicted model, not a curated record. Gene Ontology annotation, biological process: gravitropism; regulation of auxin polar transport. NCBI's taxonomy places the organism in Eukaryota, Viridiplantae, Streptophyta, Magnoliopsida, Fabales, Fabaceae. The transcript is spliced from 8 exons.
AUGGGGCGUACAGAGGUUUUGAUUAAAUGGCUUCAUUUGCCUCUUUUUGAGAACACAUGGGAGGAUUCAGCUCAACUUGAUGUCCAAUUUCCUGAUUUUCACAUUGAAGACAAGAUAGAAGACUCAAUCUUCACUUUUAAUCAGUCUGCAAGUGCUUCUGUGGAAGUAUGGGGAACUGAAAAGCUUCAUCUUUCAAAAUUGACAGUGCUUUGGUAUCUGAAUGCACUGUUGGCAUGCCUUGGAUCAAAGGCUAUGGAUUUAAAUACCACGAAAAGAGAUAAAAAUGAAGGUAAGUCUAAACUCUGUAUUUAUUAUGAAAAAUUUCUUCUAGUCCUUUGGCUUCAUCCCCACCUUUACUUCUUGCAGUUAUUUCAAUGGGUGCAUCGAAAACUUCAGCAGAGUAGUAUUGAUACUUCCAAGGAUUUCACACUUGGAAACCUUUGUACUUGCCUUACGGUGCAGCCAACACUUGACAACCAAUACACCCAGACAAAGCCAAGCUUCAGCUCCAUAAGUCAAUCCAGUUUAUUAAAGCCACACCAUCAGGAAAGUCAAACAUCUUAUUCUGGGUUUGAUGACAACACAGAAGAAGAUAAGUCCCAAGAAGAAACACCUGCAGUCAUCUCAGAGCUCUUUGAAGGCUUUCUGACAAUUGGAACUCUUGGUGCAGAAACAGUCAACAAUGAGCCUGCAACACCAACAUUUGCCAUGCCUUUGGAAAACAUAACUAUGAGAAAUGCAGAGGUGACAGAGAAUGAACUAAAGCUCAUAAGUUAUGAGCUUGAGAAAUUCCUUGAGGCAGAAAAAGAAGAAAUUUUCUAUGAAUCAUCAGGAAGAAACAGCCAUGUUAGCUCUAUUACAUUUAGUGGCAAACAAAUAGACGGACCCAUAGCUGAAGAUUAUGGAAACAAAGCUGUGUGUCCACUGCAAGGAUAUUUAUUAGGGUCACCACUUGAACUGCCAGAGACAACAGAAGUGAGGAAAGAGAGGGCAUCACUUGCUGAGCUAUUUCAUAGGACAAAGACAACCAGUCAAGACUGCAUAGAGACAGGAGUUAGAGGAGAGACACAAGUCAAGCAAACGCAUAAGUCUGCCAUGCAUAUUAUGCGAAAGAUGUUGAAAAAGGUCCACAGUUCAUCCAAAAGCUGUAAAAUUCCUGGGGAUGAUGCUGAUUCUGCUUCAACCAAUAAAAAGCUCCAUAAGGUUCUACGUAUAUUUCACAGAAAAGUCUAUCCUGAAAACACCAUAAAUGCAAAAGAUUUUAUUAAAUCCCACAAAGCUAAGAUAAAAAAUGUUCCUCAUGACUGCUGCCAUGAAUACUGUAAGACCAACUGGAACCCACCACAAAAUGGGCUAAGUUGCACCGGAAACAAUGAGCACUGGAUCAAAACAGAUGCAGAAUACUUGGUGCUGGAGCUGUAG